CCGCCCUUGCUGCGUUGAUGUUUUUUCGACGGGCUCUUUGUGCCGAGAGAAUGCGGUAAAACCCCCAUCGGCGGGUCCACCUACUUAAUCUAGUGUAGAUAGAUAUAGAUACUUAAGUUAAGUACCCAAGUAAGUACUUAGGUACCUAGGUACCUCAAGGGUGCGAGACCAGCCCGCCAGCCCGCCAGCGCAGAACACCUGGGAGCCCACACACCACCGCCGCCUCGUGAUCCCAUCGAGUCAAGAAUUCCCUAACCUCCCCUACCUUGUCGCUCCCGUUGCACCACUCGGUACGGAUACUCGCUACUCACCACUCUUCCAGCAUACUCCGUGGUAUACUUGGAAUCCCCCCUCCCCCCACAUGGCCCGUCACAUCUGCCUCUGCCCCAGACUUUGUACUCCCUGCUCCCCAGUUUCCCAGCUCCCCCCUUCCGAGAAUUAUCCUUCGGAUGCCAUCCAGUCGUGUUACACAGUGACACCACAGUAACACACCUGCCAACCACUCACACCCUGCCUUUCAGACUGCCUCUCUUUGUUUGCUCGUCGGGCCCAACCUCGUCUCCUCGGCCGAAUCUUCCAGCCUACCCAUUUGUCCGUUUUGCCAACAGCUCAUAAGAGUCUCCUCCUGCACCCGUCCCGGCUGGGCCCCCCUCGACAAGUUCUCCAGCAACCCCACGACCACCCACGCUCUUGUCCCCCCCCCUAUAUCUGUCGUGAUAGCAGCAGCAGCAGCAGCCAGAGUCCAUAUGGGGUCAACCGGCUCGCCGGCGCCCACGCGCCUACCCAUCUCCUCUGUGCUGCCCCCCUUGAUACUCGGCACAGCAACAUUCAACACCCAAUAUGUCCAGGACCCAUCACAGAUGCCCUACAAAUCCAUCGUCUCCCGUGCCCUGGAGCUAGGCGUCAACGCUUUCGACACUUCACCUUACUACGGCCCAUCCGAGAUCCUCCUGGGCGAUGCCCUACACCAUGCCACCCUCCCCAACAGCGCAAACUCCAAAAUCAUCGACUCCGACUCUCAAAAGCACCCCCGCGACAGCUACAUGAUCCUGACCAAGGCCGGCCGCAUAUCAGGCAACACCUUCGACUACAGCCCCGAGUGGAUCCGCUACAGCGUCCUACGCAGCCUGAAGAGGCUGCACACCCCCUACCUGGACCUCGUCUACUGCCAUGAUGUCGAAUUCGUCUCCCCUGCCGAAGUCCUCGCCGCUGUCAAGGAGCUCCGCCGCCUGCGGGACGAGGAUGGCGUCAUCCGCUACGUCGGCAUCAGCGGGUACCCUGUUGACGUGCUGUGCGACCUGGCCGAGAUGAUCUAUCGCGAGACGGGCGAGGGCGUCGACGCCGUCAUGAGCUACUGCCACUGCUCCGUUCAGAACCACCGCCUGGUGGAGGGUUUUAUGGAGGAGGACGACGACGACCAGUACAGCCAGCCCGCCACAAACGGCAGUGCUGUCAAGAACCUCCCACCCCUCGUGCGGUUCAGGAACGCCGGCGUGUCCACAGUCCUGAACGCCUCCAUGCUCGGCAUGGGCCUGCUGACCACGCGGGGAGUCGACCACGGCCCCCAGGCAGCCUGGCACCCCUCGCCACCCCCGCUGCGCAAGGCAUGCGCCGACAUGGCCGCCCGCGCGACCGCCGAGGGCGAGAGGCUGGAGCGGUUGUCGAUCCGCUGGGCCCUGGACACGUGGGCGCGGGCCGCCGCGCGGGCCGGCCUGGGCAUCAGCCUCAAGGGGAAGGGCAAGCACGAGAGCCUCAGCGACAGCAACAGCAUCGGCGGCAGCGUCAUGGGCAUCACGACGCUCGCGGAGCUCGAGGAGACCUGGGGCGUGUGGCUGUCCGUGCUGGCCGAGAGCGUGCCGGACGUCAAGAUCGGGGAGGGCAACGACAACGACGACAUCGCGCGGGAGGCAUCGCAGGACGUCGUGGUCGCCAACGGCGACAAGGACCUGCAGAGCGCCUCGCUGAAGCGGUGCGACCAGGUCCGCAGCCUCGUCAGAGAAAAGCUGUGGCCGCUGCUGGGCGAGUGGCGGAACCACAGCUGGCCCUCGGGCCUGGCAGAGCCGGGGUUCGUGAACGAGAGGAGGCCUGAGGAUGUCGGGAAGGUACCCCUGGACGAUGGCAUUAUUGCUGAGUACGAGGCGAGGAGGUAGGUAGUGUUCCUGCCGCAAUAGCGCGAUGGGAUGUGGAAGAGCGAACGAUAUACAUCGAGACGAAUCCUCGGUAUCAGGAUACUCACGAGGACAACACGUGUAUUUUUUCUGAAGCGGCAUAUACAUUACAUUUGCUGGGUUUUCACCAGGCGAUAGAGGACAUAUACAGAGACGACUUGCUUUUCCAGCAGAUCACAAGGUCAAUCAAUGCCUACCACACUUUUCAUGUUGAUA
Messenger RNA from Diaporthe batatas, 2384 nucleotides. Its product is annotated as D-arabinose 1-dehydrogenase (NAD(P)(+)) ARA2. The transcript has a single exon. Gene Ontology annotation, biological process: dehydro-D-arabinono-1,4-lactone biosynthetic process. Lineage: Eukaryota; Fungi; Ascomycota; Sordariomycetes; Diaporthales; Diaporthaceae. Bases 747 to 2150 code for a protein of 467 amino acids. The record is from RefSeq and is a predicted model, not a curated record. Gene Ontology annotation, molecular function: D-arabinose 1-dehydrogenase [NAD(P)+] activity. Gene Ontology annotation, cellular component: cytosol.